AGCCAGGCAUCUGGCUUCUCCGCUGCCGCGAUGAAAUAUCACGUUUAAUUUGUUAUAAGCGAUUUCUCGGCUCUGACCGCGGCCCUGAGGGGUGAGCGGCGAUUCUGAGGCAGUGAGUUAAAGGAUCGCUGGUGGCUGGCUGACGGGGGGGCUCACGGGGCCGGGGCCAUGCACUAACUAAAUCCGCUCUCUUGGAGGCUGAGGCGGGGCUCGAGCCUGACUCUAGGCCCCGGCUCCCCACACGGCCCUCGGCUGCUGCUCAAGUCGACUGUAUCCGUUUCCAUAGGGGGCUGUGAGGCUGCCGGUGUGUCCUUACUGAGGUGAAGCCUGUCAGAGGCUCGUCAUGGCCGUGACCAGAUUAGAUCGGCUCUUCAUUUUGCUGGACACUGGAACAACCCCAGUUACGAGGAAAGCGGCGGCCCAGCAACUUGGUGAUGUGGUCAAGCUCCAUCCACAUGAACUCAACAAUCUAUUAUCUAAAGUAUUAGUUUACCUGAGAAGCACCAACUGGGAUACCCGCAUCGCCGCAGGACAGGCUGUAGAAGCGAUCGUAAAGCAUGUUCCGGAGUGGAAUCCGCCAAUCAGGCUAAAGCGGCCACUCGGGUCGGAAUGUUCUAACGAGGACUCUUGUGCUUUUGACCGUCUUAGCUUUGACAGAUUUGAUAUAUCCAGGCUGUUAAAACACGGGGCAUCCCUUCUGGGUUCUGCUGGUGCAGAAUUUGAGCUUCAAGAUGAUAAAUCAGGGGAAAUUGACCAAAAAGAGAGAAUAGCACGGCAAAGGAAACUGCUACAGCGGAAACUCGGGCUUGACAUGGGAGCAGCGAUCGGCAUGAGCACAGAAGAUUUAUUUAACGACGAGGAUCUCGAUUACUUGCCAACGUCCGCGCUCGCAAAUAAACCCACCCUCCAGGCGGCCGAGUUUAUCGAUUCAGAAUUCCUACCAGGGAUGAGCAACCGGCAAAAAAAUAAAGCUAAGCGGAUGGCAAAGCUGAUUGCAAAGCAGAGAUCAAGAGACACGACCGAGGCUAAUGAAAAGAGCAGUGAUAGCACUGAUGGGGAACCUGAGGAAAAGCGGAGGAAAGUAGCAAAGGUUGUCAUCGACCAGCCUGCCACAAAAUCUAAGGUGCUGAUUGACAACGUGCCUGAUAAUUCAUCUCUGUUUGAAGAGACAAAUGAAUGGCCCCUGGAGAGCUUUUGUGAAGAGCUUUGUAAUGACCUCUUUAACCCUUCUUGGGAGGUGAGACACGGUGCAGGGACGGGCCUCAGGGAAAUCCUUAAGGUUCAUGGCCGAAGUGGAGGCAAAAUGGCCGAUAGUACCCCUGAAGAGAUUGAGCAGCAACAUCAGGAAUGGCUUGAGGACUUGGCUAUUCGUCUCCUGUGUGUGUUUGCUUUAGACCGAUUUGGGGAUUUUGUUUCAGAUGAAGUGGUUGCGCCUGUGCGGGAAACGUGUGCUCAGACCCUAGGGGUGGUCCUGAGGCAUAUGAAUGAAGCCGGCGUUCAUAACACGGUGAAAAUCCUGCUGCGGUUAUUAACGCAAGAACAGUGGGAAGUCCGGCACGGAGGUCUGCUGGGAAUAAAGUAUGCACUUGCAGUUCGUCAGGAUUUAAUUAAGGUUUUAUUACCUAAAGUGCUACCAGCAAUAAUUGAAGGUCUUCAGGACCUGGACGAUGACGUGCGUGCGGUCGCAGCUGCCUCCUUGGUCCCCGUGGUGGACAGUCUUGUCGAUCUGCAGUUCAAGCAGGUUCCCUUCAUUCUAAGCACUUUAUGGGAUGCACUUCUGGAGUUAGAUGAUCUUACAGCUUCCACCAAUAGUAUCAUGACUUUACUCUCGUCACUUUUGAUGUAUACUCAGGUUCAACAGUGCGAUCUUCAGCAGUCAUUGACUAUAUUAGUCCCCCGAGUAUGGCUGUUCCUGCGUCACACCAUCUCCUCUGUAAGGAAGGCAGCGCUAGAAACUUUGUAUACUUUGUUAUCAACACAUGAACAGAAUAGUUCAGGCUGGCUCAUUCCCAUCUUGCAAGAUAUGCUGCGGCAUAUAUUUCAGAUCUGUAUUUUGGAGAGCAACCAAGAAAUUCUGGACCUAAUUCACAAGGUGUGGCAGGAGCUGCUAAAUAAAGCGUGUGUGCAGUUUGUGGUGGCCGCUGCUUGCCCGUGGAUGGGCGCCUGGCUCUGCCUAAUGAUGCAGCCGUCUCAUUUACCGAUUGAUCUAAACAUGCUUCUGGAGGUUAAAGCGAAAACCAAGGACAAAUCUGCAUGUAAGCAGCGCCAAGGCCAGUGCCAAUCUAAAGAAGUGACGCAGGAAUACAUCGCUGGAUCAGACAGUGUUACGGACGAUUCUGCCACACGGGAUUAUGUUGUGAUAAGAGCACGGAUAGCAGCGGCAAAAUUGCUGGGAUCGUUGUGUUGCUGUAUCUGUGACCCCAGCGUGAAUACUCCUUCCCAGGAGCUGAAGCCUGCCGAGUCCCUCGCACAACUCCUACUUUUCCACUUGAACUCAAAAUCUGCCCUCCAGAGGAUCAGUGUUGCCCUGGUUAUCUGUGAAUGGGCAGCCCUGAGAAAGGAAUGCGGAGUCUUGGUCCAAGCUGUCCAGCCGCGCUUGCUGGCUGUCCUCUCGGAGCACUUGUAUUAUGACGAAAUAGCCAUACCGUUCACCCGAAUGCAGAACGAGUGCAAGCAGCUCAUUUCGUCCCUGGCUGACAUGAACAUCGAUAUCAGGAACAAAGUUAACUGCAGCGUAUUCACCAUCGACCAAGCCAGUGACCUGGUUACCACGGUUUUCAACGAAGCAACGGCCGCUCUUGGUGUAAACACGAAGCCUUUCCAGCAGCUGGAUGGGAAAAGGCAGCAGGUUCACGUAACGGUAAUGGAGACCAACCAGGAGUGGCAGGUCUUGCUGCUAAGAGUUCACAUGUUCGCGGCAUGUGCCGUCGUGAACUUCAUGCAACUUCCAGAGAAGCUUAACCCGGUCAUCAAACCAUUAAUGGAGGCCAUCAAGAAAGAAGACAACUGCAAGGUGCAGAGUUAUGCAGCGCAGUGCAUAGCAAAGCUUCUCCAGCAGUCUACAUCGAGGACUCCUUGUCCUAAUCAGAAAAUAGUUAAAAAUGUCUGCAGUUCUCUGUGUAUUGAUCCAAACAUUACCCCUUCUGUGAAGUGCCCGGCUCCUACUGCCAACAAUAUGGAGAAUUCAAAAGUUGGUUCAAACUCUGACAAAGAUGGCAUGUAUCACACGGUCAACAAGUUCAAAGGCAUAAUAACACUGUAUAGACAUCAACAAGCUGCGUUUGCCGUUACGAGCCGGAGGGGCCCGGCUCCUAAAGCUGUGAAAUCCCAGGUGGCGGAUCUGCCGGCGGGGAGCGGGGGCCAUCUGCCCCAGGAGUCUGAAGAGAUCCAGAAGCUGCACCUCAUUCAGAGAAGGGGAGCUGAGUUCACAUUGUCCACUAUUGCGAGACAUUUUGGAGGUGACUUGGUCACUGGGUUGCCCUAUCUCUGGGACGCAACGGUGGGACCACUGAGGAGCAACAUCACCACCGGCAAUUUCGAUGCAAAAGCGCUGGUGGAUAAAGGAGACGAUCCUGCUCAGGAGUUGGUGAACAGUCUUCAGGUGUUUGAGGUCACCGCAGCGGCCAUGGAUCCUGCGCUUCACCCCUUGCUAUUACAGCACCUGCCUCAGCUCUUCAUGUGUCUCCAGCACCCUUAUACAGCGGUGAGACACAUGGCGUCUCGUUGCGUGGGGGUUAUGAGCCGAAUCGCUACCAUGGAAACCAUGAACCUCUUCUUGGAGAAAGUCCUGCCGUGGAUCGGCGCGAUCGACGACAACACAAAGCAGGAGGGAGCCAUUGAAGCUCUAGCCUGUGUUAUGGAGCACUUGGAUGUCGGCAUAGUCCCAUACAUCGUGCUGUUGGUGGUGCCGGUUUUGGGCAGGAUGAGCGACCAGACGGACAGCGUGCGCUUUAUGGCUACUCAGUGCUUCGCUACAUUGAUCAGGCUGAUGCCGCUGGAGGCUGGGAUCCCGGAUCCGCCCGAUAUGUCAGAACAGUUAAUAAAACUAAAAGCGAAGGAACGUAGCUUCUUGGAACAGCUCUUGGAUGGGAAGAAAUUGGAAAAUUAUAAAAUUCCUGUUCCAAUAAAAGCAGAGUUGAGGAAAUAUCAGCAGGAUGGUGUAAAUUGGCUGGCCUUCCUGAACAAGUAUAAGUUACAUGGCAUCCUCUGUGAUGAUAUGGGCCUGGGCAAAACCCUGCAGUCUAUAUGUAUUCUCGCUGGAGACCACUGCCUCAGAUCUCAAGAGUAUACAAAAACCAAAUCCGCAGACUGCGUGCCUCUUCCAUCUCUAGUGGUUUGUCCGCCAACCCUGACUGGCCAUUGGGUGGACGAAGUUGGAAAGUUCUGCUCCAAAGAGUAUCUGAAUCCUCUACAUUACACCGGCCCUCCCACAGAACGGGCACGGUUACAACUGCAAGUCAAAAGGCACAAUCUAAUCGUCGCAUCAUAUGAUGUUGUGAGGAAUGACAUAGACUUCUUCAGGAAUAUAAAGUUUAAUUACUGUAUUCUUGAUGAAGGUCAUGUGAUCAAAAACGGAAAAACCAAAUUAUCUAAAGCUGUAAAGCAGCUCACUGCCAAUUACAGAAUCAUUCUCUCGGGAACCCCAAUUCAGAAUAACGUUCUGGAGCUCUGGUCCCUGUUUGAUUUCCUCAUGCCGGGGUUUCUGGGCACAGAGCGACAGUUUGCUGCCAGAUACGGGAAGCCUAUUCUAGCGAGCCGGGACGCUCGGAGCUCUUCACGUGAACAAGAAGCAGGUGUUCUUGCCAUGGAAGCCCUCCAUCGCCAAGUUCUGCCGUUCCUGUUGCGCAGAAUGAAAGAAGAUGUAUUGCAGGACCUUCCACCCAAAAUAAUACAGGAUUAUUACUGUUCCCUCAGUCCUCUGCAGGUGCAGCUUUAUGAAGACUUUGCGAAGUCGCGGGCAAAAACUGAUGUGGAUGAAACGGUGUCCACAACUUCCAUGGCAGAGGACGGCGAGAAACCGAAGCUGAAAGCCACCGGCCAUGUCUUCCAGGCUUUGCAGUACUUGCGCAAACUAUGCAAUCAUCCUGCUCUGGUUCUGACUACUCAGCACCCGGAGUAUAAGAAGGUAUCGGAGCAGCUGUCCGUUCAGAAUUCCUCCCUGCGGGAUAUUCAACAUGCGCCCAAAUUGUCGGCACUGAAACAGCUGAUGCUGGAUUGUGGGUUAGGGAAUGGUGGGGUCACAGACGGUGGCCCUGAAGCGGUGGUGGCCCAGCACAGAAUCCUGAUCUUCUGCCAGCUGAAAAGCAUGCUGGACAUAGUGGAGCACGAUCUCCUGAAACCCCACUUACCCUCCGUCACGUAUCUACGUCUGGAUGGGAGCGUUCCUCCCGGCCAAAGACAUUCCAUAGUCUCCAGGUUUAAUAAUGACCCAUCGAUAGAUGUCCUCUUACUCACCACCCACGUGGGAGGGUUGGGUCUCAAUCUAACUGGGGCAGACACGGUGGUCUUCGUGGAGCACGACUGGAAUCCAAUGAGAGACCUGCAGGCGAUGGAUCGUGCUCACCGCAUCGGGCAGAAACGUGUGGUUAACGUGUAUCGGCUGAUCACAAGAGGGACGCUGGAAGAGAAAAUCAUGGGCCUGCAGAAGUUUAAGAUGAGCAUCGCGAACACGGUCAUCAGCCAGGAGAACGCCAGCCUGCAGAGCAUGGGCACCGACCAGCUGCUCGACCUCUUCACGCUGGAUAACGAUGGAAAAGAUGACAAAACGUACGUGUCUGAAACGGGUGGAAAAACCUCUAUGAAAUCGAUUCUGGACAACCUCGGGGAGCUCUGGAACCAGGAGCAGUACGACUCUGAAUACAGCCUGGACAAUUUUAUGCAAGGUCUCAAGUAAUGAGUACGGCCGCUGCGUCGGUUCCACGAGCCUUCGGCGGACUACGUUCGAGGCGAAUCGGGAGGAAAUGUGUCAAUAUUCUACAGUCUUAACUAGCAGUUUGUCAUCGAGGAGGAUUGAACGUUUCUUCCGUAUGGUGUUAUUCUACAGGUGGGGGCCGUUUAAAGAGCCGGAUUUCACGCAUUGUCGGCUGCAGCUCCUAACGCCUGAUAUAGACGGCAAUACGUCUAAAUUUUUUUCCCCUUCAAUUAGUUCUUUCUAAUCGCAGAACUGCUUAUGUAAAGUUUUUUUUUUUUUGGUUUUUCUCCUCUUCUUUGACACGUGAGACUUGCAGUUGUGGGUCUGAUACUCUACCCAGUGCUGUACAAGGUGUCAUUCAGUAAAAUGCAUUUGUGGGGCCUACACGCUGGACUUGGGGGGGGGGCAGAAUGAAUUUCUGUAGUUCGUUGACUUUUUGCCAUUGAUUAAAAGCCACAUUUUAAUUGUCCAGUUCUUUGCUGGCAAAAGUAUUGUGACUUAAAGAGCUGGUAAUGCUUUGACUUUGAUUUUAUGUAAAAUAGCGCCCUCGGAUAUUCGGAUCGCUCCAUGAAUAUUCUGCCUUUUUAUUGCUGCAAGAAAAGCUGCGUUUUAUGGAAUGUGGCACAGAAACAAAAAUAAA
Molecule: messenger RNA, 6551 nt
Organism: Spea bombifrons (plains spadefoot toad)
Lineage: Eukaryota; Metazoa; Chordata; Amphibia; Anura; Pelobatidae
Gene: BTAF1
Product: B-TFIID TATA-box binding protein associated factor 1
Exons: 38
Coding region: 344-5893 (1849 amino acids)
Molecular function (GO): TBP-class protein binding; ATP hydrolysis activity; ATP binding
Source: RefSeq, a predicted model, not a curated record